Ostreococcus tauri is the source of this 1485-nucleotide messenger RNA. RefSeq names its product Thioesterase superfamily. The record is from RefSeq and is a predicted model, not a curated record. The transcript has a single exon. Gene Ontology annotation, molecular function: fatty acyl-CoA hydrolase activity. Gene Ontology annotation, biological process: acyl-CoA metabolic process. Bases 1 to 1485 code for a protein of 494 amino acids. Lineage: Eukaryota; Viridiplantae; Chlorophyta; Mamiellophyceae; Mamiellales; Bathycoccaceae.
AUGACGACGAUGACGAUGACGACGACGACGACGACGAUGACGACGAUUGAUUCUUUCGUUCGCGCCGCUCGGCGAUCGUACGGCGCGACGACGACGACGACGACGACGACGGAAGCGCGACGCGCGUCGACGGCGCGCGCGGAGAGGGAACCGAGAGCGACGACGACGAACGGGACGUCGCCGGAGCGGAGCGCGGAGGAGGUGCACAUCGCGCACACGAGGACGCACGUGACGAAACAUUUGUGGCGGGAGCGAUUGCGAAAGGCGGAGAGUGGGAAGUUGGCGACCAAGCUGAGCGAUAAGCUGGUUCCGCGAACGCCGCGCACGCACAGCGCGGUGUACGUGUGGGAGACGGAUGAGGAAAUGCGGGAGAUGUAUAGGUCGCACGGCGAUGGGACGGUGAGAAUGGGACGGAUUUUGGAGGAUUUGGAUUCGCUCGCGGGGAAUAUCGCGUUCUUUCACGCCGAUGAUGACGAUGACACGACGCAAACGCCACAGUUGGUGACGGCGAGCGUGGAUAGGGUGCGGUUGAAUCGACCGCUGUCGUUGGAUAAGGACUUGGUGCUCCGAGGUGAGGUUGCCUUUGUGGGGACGUCGAGCAUGGUGAUCAGGAUGGAGGGCGACGAGGUAGAUGACGAGCAGACGGUCAACGCGACCGUGGAUGAUGCGCGCACGCCCGAGCCCGCGCUCACGGCUGAUUUCACCUUUGUGGCGAGAGACCCCGAGACGAACGGACCUUGGCCGGUGAACCCGCUCAUUUGCGAAACGAAGCGACACAAGGAGCGAUUCCAAGAGAUCCAGGCGUCCAUCGUGCGCAAAAAGCUCCGCUCCAAGAAGGGCGAUGCCGCUCUGAACGAGUUUCUCGUGAAACACCGCGCUGAGUGGGUCCGGGUGCAGCGAGACCGCGCAUGUUUGAUCAUGGAGAUGCCGGCGCUCACCGCCGGAUACAACGAGGUGUUGACGUCGCAAACCGAGGUGGAGAACAUGUUCGUGGCGCAACCGCAGCAACGCAACCUCUCUGGACGCGUGUUUGGCGGCUUUCUACUGCGUCGUGCGUACGAGCUCGCGUUCGCCAACUGCCAGCUCUUCUCGGGUGGGCAGCCCAUGUUCGUGGAGAUGAGCGACAUCGAUUUCAAGCUCCCAGUGAGCGUCGGCGACCUCGUUCGAUUCAAGUGCAAGGUGCUGCACACGGUGAACGCCGAGGACGCUCGAUGUGGCAAGCCGAGCGUGUACAUCGAAGUUCGCGCCAUCGUGACCAAUCCUCACAAAGUGACGUCCGCCGUGGCGAACAGAUUUUUCUUCAAGUUUAACGUCGAGGAGUUCGUGGACACCGACGGAGUCAAGACGGGCGAGCCCGUGAGACUUCGUCGGGUGCUCCCGCAAUCCAACGACGAGGGUCUUCUGAUCUGGGACAAAUGCAUCCGCAGAACGCUGUGCACCGACGACGAUUUCGACCAGAGGAACAACUUGUCAACUUAUAUUUAA